Rosa chinensis is the source of this 447-nucleotide messenger RNA. RefSeq names its product ras-related protein RABC2a. Gene Ontology annotation, molecular function: GTPase activity; GTP binding. The coding region runs from base 82 to 447 and encodes 121 amino acids. The transcript is spliced from 5 exons. Lineage: Eukaryota; Viridiplantae; Streptophyta; Magnoliopsida; Rosales; Rosaceae. The record is from RefSeq and is a predicted model, not a curated record.
UGGAAAGUUGGUAGCUUUUAGUGUUUCAUAUGUGUGGAUUUUAAAAUUAAGCUGCUUACUGUUGGUGGGAAGAGAAUUAAGAUGACAAUUUGGGAUACAGCUGGACAGGAGAGGUUCAGAACAUUAACAAGCUCUUACUAUAGAAGUGCCCAAGGAAUCAUUCUCGUGUAUGAUGUGACUCGGAGAGACACCUUUACCAACUUAUCAGAUGUAUGGGCUAAAGAAGUGGAACUAUACUCAACUAAUCAGGACUGUGUCAAGGUGCUUGUCGGGAAUAAAGUUGAUAGAGAAUCUGAGAGGGCUGUGAGUAGAGAAGAGGGCAUUGCUCUUGCAAAAGAUAUUGGAUGCAUGUUUCUUGAAUGUAGCGCCAAGACUAGAGAAAAUGUGAAGCUUUGCUUUCAAGAGCUAGCAUUAAAGGUACUUCGAGGGGAUCUUGGGAGUAGAUGA